AUGCCAUCCAUUGCAACCAAUCUCGGCAACAUGCGCUCAGCCCAGACCACAUUCCCAUAUCGUCCGCAUAUCAUUCCCCAUCACUCCAAUCCAUCCAGUCCUCAUCGUCGCGGCCAACAGCGAACACAAGCCGAUGCCAUACCCGUAGCGGUCAUCCAUGGAAUGACCACUCGACUAACCUCCUCAAUCCGCCAUGGCAUUUGGCCCCACAUGCGUAAAUUAUUAGCCAUCCCACAAGAAGGUGGAGAAGAUACUACGGCUGUGGUGUAUUUUUGUGGCAAGCGAUUCAAUUAUCUCCAAAACCAUCACAGAAUCCGCUGUUUCGCUGUUAACCCUUCCAUAGCGCCGUCACGUCUACAGAUUGAAAUUCCUGUCUGGCGUGAUGGAUUGCUUCCGUGUCUCGUUUCAGAAAACCUGGUCUCUCAGGCCGUCAAAUAUCCAUCCUCACAGGUCCCGCGGUCGAUUCUUGCGUUCUCAGGCAUGCCAUCGUCCAAUGACGAUGUCGCUCCAUAUUACUCGGUUAGCAAGUUGUUGAUGAGCCCGUCCCAGGCUAUCUUCUCGCCGGUGAGAUUUCUGCCACUGAAGGUUCGUGAAAAAAUGAAAAAAAAAAUUAACCCAUGGCUCGACGAUUAUGUCUUGCCACAUCAAUCGAGCGCUGAUCAACCUACUACACUUCUGCGGAAGAGCAACUCCUCCAAUGAAAAUAUCCGCUAUUCUCGAAUCUACAUUAUCGCCCUCUCUUCGCCUCGAAUAUUAACCAUAUGGGACACUUGUGUGAUAGAAACAGAGUUAACUGUGCAGGUUGUUCGGGACUGGAUCAAAAGAACCCAAGGCUCUAAAUUAAUUAUCCUCACUAUCACCUGCUUGUCCUGGGCGCUUAUCAAUGACUCUUUCAAGUGCAAGGCCAAUCAGAGUACAAGGUCCACUGCAGAUGAUCAAUCGCCGGAUGUUCUGGAAAACAAGGGCGUCCAUUUCAAUUUCAUUCAUCGCACUAUGACGCUAUCCGUUCGUUAUUCUCUUUCAAUUUCCCGUUCAUGGAUUGCAGCCGCCCAUAAUAACACCUAG
Messenger RNA from Serpula lacrymans var. lacrymans S7.9, 1065 nucleotides. RefSeq lists its product as uncharacterized. The transcript has 4 exons. The record is from RefSeq and is a predicted model, not a curated record. Lineage: Eukaryota; Fungi; Basidiomycota; Agaricomycetes; Boletales; Serpulaceae. The coding region runs from base 1 to 1065 and encodes 354 amino acids.